AACUGAUCCUAUGUAAAAAUAUAGACUUUUGGUUCUUCUGCUCUGAUUUUAUGCAUUCUAUUCAUCUUUACUUGCUCUACUAUUUGGCUUUCUGUUUUAUAACUUCUAUUUCAGGUUCCUAAACUUCCGGAUAUCGACCCACUGCUACAAAGCAAUGCCAAAAGUGCAUCUAAUGUGAUGGAUCGUCCACCUAUAAGUGAACUGGCUGGUUGAAAUGGGCUACAGAGUAAUAAACUCCACUUGAACUGUUCUUGAAAAAGUAAUGCAACCGCAAGCCAGACUGUGUUUUCAACUACAAUACAACCUCAGGAACCAAAAGGAAUUUCAUUUUCCUCGUUGAUGUCCACGUGAAAAGAGCUAGAAACAAUGUGAUUCAAGAAAUCACGUUCUUUUCCCAAACGUUUUGCACGCAAUUCUCACCAGAAAGUAGCGGAUUCUUUCAGGUACAAAACCCACCUCAAAUCCAGACACCAGAAUAUCAUACCAAACGAGUUUGAAGGUUGUGCAGUAACCCUCAAUAAAAGAAUCCCCCCUUUUAGCACCGGCUAAUAUUCAUUUAUUAUGCAUUAAAAUUGUAAAAAAGUAUAGUGUAGUAAUUAUGCGAAAAGUGAGUCCUAAUACAAAUAUACAAUGCCUUUUUUUACCGUUUAAAUGUAUAAUUAACGAGCCUUGAUUAACAAGUCUGAUCUUGCAUUCUAUUUUAAACCGUAUAGAUAUAUGUGUUAUGUGUAUAGGAAAUAUUGAAUGCGAAUUUCUUGAUCGGUCAAAAACCAAUAAAUAAAUAAUUGAUCGAAACGCGGCGGAAACAAACUUUAACACUCGCCGGAUUCUCAGAGCUCUGACCCAAAAACUUCCCCUUCCCCACUUCAUCGUCGUCAGAUCCGGAAAGUAACUGCCCCCCUUCUUCUUGGAGGUUCCAGAGCCCCGCCGGAAAACCCGUUUUUCUCGGAGGAUCCGGACAUGGAUUCUUCGGAGCCACGGCGCAAGCGCAAGCGCCUCCUCCGGCAGUCGACGGCGACGGCGAUUUCUCCGCUGCUCACAGUAAGGUCUUUCCUCUUGUGCCUAUGCUUCUUGCUCUUCGUCUACCUUCUCUCCUUCAAAAUCCCCAUCGCCCCCUCCUCUUUCCGCCCCGUACUGGUCGUCUCGAGCUUCUCUCUGCUCUCUUCUUCGUCUUCUAAUGGCGUCGAAUCGCUUCCGGGCGUCGAUCGGUUCUUGCUCCCGAGAAUCGAGGGUAGGGUUUUGUUCCCGGAUCACAUUCUAUUGCUGGUCAGGAAAAACGGGUUGCCGGUUCACGAGAAACUGGAGUGUGUGUAUCCCAGUAGAGAAAGUCAGAUUUCCGCCCAUGUAUUGUCCUCUGAUGAUUAUGAUCAAUCUAGGGUGAUUUUCAGAUGCCCUCUUCCGCCCGGGAAUAGUUCAGCCGCGGCGGCAGCGGCGGCAAGUUUGAGAAAAGUUGGGGGGAAACCUGUUGUGAAGGGGAGGAGAAAUCAGACGGCGGUGGUGGCUUCUUGGGAUAGUGUGGUGUACGCCGCCGCGCUGGAUGGGGACAGCGCGGUUGUGUUCGUGAAAGGGCUGAAUUUGAGGCGAGACAGAGAAUCCAGCCCGAGAUGGUUCAGUUGCCAUUUUUGGUUAGGGAAGAAGAUGAAGGAGGAGGAUCGCCGGAGGGUUGAGGUUCUGCAGACUAGGGCUGUAACUGCCGCUCAGGAGGUGGUUAGGUGCCAGUUACCGGCGAGCAUUAAGGAUUCUCCCGAGGAAGCGUUGGGCGGUAGAGUUACAGUCGGGACGAUGAUGACGGCCCCACGCGGCAGCCGCCGCGUAGAGGAAGGCCGCCGCUUCCUUUUCCCUUCCGUGGCCGAGGUAUCGAGGGUAGAAUCGGGAGGCGGCGGGAAGCAGCACGGGCUUUGUGCUUGUACGAUGGUGUGGAACCAAGCUCCGGCUUUGCGUGAAUGGAUCACUUACCAUGCGUGGCUAGGCGUCGAGCGGUGGUUCAUCUACGACAACAACAGCGACGACGCGAUCGAGGACGUGAUCUAUGACCCCGAGAUGCGAAACUUCAACGUGACGAGGCACGUUUGGCCGUGGAUCAAGACGCAAGAAGCCGGGUUCUCGCAUUGUGCCCUGAGGGCAAAAUCGGAAUGUGAUUGGGUCGCCUUCAUGGACGUCGACGAGUUCUUCUACCUGCCGUACUCCUCGCCGCAUUACCAAUUCCGUAAACCCGGCUAUGCUUCCGAAAACGCCCUCCGGGAUUUGGUGAGGAACGUCUCUUUGUCGUCGCCGGGAACGUUGGGAGAGAUCAGAACGGCGUGCCACAGUUACGGUCCGUCUGGGUUGGACAGGCCCCCUGCGCAGGGAGUCAUGGUGGGGUACACAUGUCGGGUGAAGAGCCCCGAGAGGCACAAGUCGAUCGUGCGGCCGGACGCGGUGGACCCCACGCUACUCAACGUGGUGCACCAUUUCCGACUCAAGAAGGGGUUCAGGUUCAUGGACACGCCUCAAGGCACGGCGGUGAUAAACCAUUACAAGUACCAGGUGUGGGAGGUUUUCAGGGCCAAGUUCUUCAGGAGGGUGGCGACUUACGUGGCCGACUGGACGGAGAAUCAAAACGAGGGGUCAAGGGAUAGAGCGCCGGGUUUAGGGACAGAGGCCAUCGAGCCACCCAAUUGGCGUUUACAGUUCUGUGAGGUAUGGGAUACUGGGCUUAGGGACUUUGUUUUGGCUAACUUUGCAGAUUCUUCAACUGGUUUUCUGCCCUGGGAAACAUCUCCUCAAUAUGAACAAUGAAUCCCAGCCAAUGAACUAUCAUUCUUUCACCAUUUUUCAUCAAACUCUUCUUUUUUUCCUAAUACAUAACUGUAGUGCAG
Molecule: messenger RNA, 2858 nt
Organism: Cuscuta campestris
Lineage: Eukaryota; Viridiplantae; Streptophyta; Magnoliopsida; Solanales; Convolvulaceae
Source: the annotation of a GenBank genome assembly